Molecule: messenger RNA, 3997 nt
Organism: Ctenopharyngodon idella (grass carp)
Lineage: Eukaryota; Metazoa; Chordata; Actinopteri; Cypriniformes; Xenocyprididae
Gene: slc1a3b
Product: solute carrier family 1 member 3b
Exons: 10
Coding region: 236-1852 (538 amino acids)
Biological process (GO): L-aspartate import across plasma membrane; L-glutamate import across plasma membrane; D-aspartate import across plasma membrane
Cellular component (GO): plasma membrane
Molecular function (GO): glutamate:sodium symporter activity; neutral L-amino acid transmembrane transporter activity; L-glutamate transmembrane transporter activity
Source: RefSeq, a predicted model, not a curated record
UUCCACCACUGGGCCCCCCUUUAAAGUGUCUUGAGCAUCUCCUAUUUGGAGUUAGCAAGCUCCUCCCCCUUUGAGAUCCUGAGUAUCAGGAGCUUCUUACUGGUGGAAGGUUAUUAAAUUCCCAGCACAGACUGGCUCACUCAGGGCAUCUCUCAGCACUGGAAGCAGGGUCUCUUUUGGGUCACCGGUUCAGCCCAGCUAGCUUGAUCUCAGUGUGUUGAGUGACACCGCCAGCAUGACCAAAACCACUGGGGAGAAGCCGCGGUCACGCAGUCGCGUGCAGCAGUUCCGUGAGAGAAUUCAACUGCGUUCCCUAAAGGCGAGGAAGAAAGUGGAAGACAUCAGUAAAGAUGACGUGAAAACCUUUCUGAGAAGAAAUGCUUUUGUGCUGUUCACCGUUGGAGCGGUGUUGUUUGGUAUCGUGCUGGGAUUUGCUCUGAGGUCAUACAAGAUGUCAUACAGGGAAGUGAAGUAUUUCUCCUUUCCUGGUGAACUAUUGAUGCGUAUGCUGCAGAUGCUAGUGCUUCCCCUUCUAGUCUCAAGUUUGAUUACAGGCAUGGCAGCACUGGACAGUCGUGCCUCUGGAAAGAUGGGUAUGCGUGCCGUCAUAUACUAUAUGACCACCACUUUCAUCGCAGUGUUUAUCGGCAUCAUUAUGGUUCUGAUUAUCCACCCGGGCAAAGGCUCGAAGGAUGAAUUCACCAAACAGCAGAAGAUCGAGAAUGUCAGCCCAGCUGAUGCCUUCCUGGAUCUCAUUAGAAACAUGUUUCCACCUAAUCUAGUUCAGGCCUGCACUCAACAGUUCAAGACCCAAUAUGGCAAGAGGAUCAUUCAAGUGAAGGUGAUUGUGAACGAUUCGAUAUUCAACCUUACUAACGCCACCCAGGAGAUUACCCAAGAGGAAGUGAUUCCUCUCCCAGGCGCCACCAAUGGGGUUAAUGCCCUCGGUCUGGUGGUGUUUUCAAUGUGCUUCGGCUUGAUCAUUGGGAGUAUGAAGGAACAGGGACAGGCUCUCAGAGACUUCUUCGACUCCCUCAACGAGGCCAUCAUGCGACUUGUUGCUAUUAUUAUGUGGUACGCACCUAUUGGUAUCCUCUUUCUGAUUGCUGGAAAAAUCGUGGAGAUGGAUGACAUCACUGAGAUGGGUGGUCAGCUCGGCAUGUAUACGGUUACAGUGAUAAUCGGCCUCAUGAUACAUGGCAUGAUCGUUCUACCGACUUUGUACUUCGUCAUCACCCGGAAAAACCCUUUCGUCUUCAUCACGGGUUUGCUGCAGGCCCUCAUCACGGCUCUCGGCACCUCUUCCAGCUCUGCCACUCUUCCAGUUACCUUCAGAUGCCUGGAAGAGAACAACAACGUUGACAAACGCGUGACUCGAUUCGUGCUGCCCGUUGGAGCCACGAUCAACAUGGAUGGAACAGCACUGUAUGAAGCCCUGGCAGCCAUCUUUAUCGCCCAGGUUAACAACAUGGAAAUGAACUUUGGGCAGAUCAUAACAAUUAGCAUCACAGCCACUGCUGCAAGUAUCGGAGCGGCCGGAAUCCCUCAGGCUGGUCUGGUCACAAUGGUGAUUGUGCUGACCUCUGUCGGACUGCCAACCGAUGACAUCACCCUCAUCAUUGCAGUUGAUUGGUUCCUGGAUCGACUGCGCACAACAACUAACGUCCUGGGAGAUUCUAUAGGAGCUGGGAUCAUAGAGUUCCUGUCCAAAGAUGAGCUUCAGAGUGGUGAUGUGGAAUUGGGGAGCUCUGUGCUGGAGGAGAACGAAGUGAAGAAACCUUAUCAGAUGAUCCCUCAGGAGAACGACUAUGAGAAUGAGAAACCACCACGUGACAGCGAGACUAAGAUGUAGAAGGCUGCAUAUUCAACGCCCAACCAAGGAUUUUUUGUGUGUUUGUGUCUGUAUACGUACAGUGGCCCCAAAAAAUAUAUGAACACUUAAGAUACACUUAGAAAUGUAAGAAUUUAAUUGCAUUAUAUAAGAAAAUAUCAACCUAAAUGCAUUUAUUUGAAAGAAAUAUUGCACAAGUAUGCUACUCAAGCAAAACAAAAAGUAUUUGGACACUUUCUGUUUGUGGAACGGAGAAUUAUGUUUGUAAUUAGGGAAAUGAACUACACUUGACUUCAUACAUUCACUAACAAUCCCAGCUAACAGGGAACAUUCUCAGAACUUUGGCGAAGAAACAUUCUUCCAAUAACGUUAAUAGAAUGUUUGUUCAAAAUUAUCUGGUCUUUAAUAAUGUUCUCAAAAACAUUAUUUAUACGUCGUUCAUAGAACUUGGUUCGUCUAAUGUUUUUGCUAAAUGUUACUGCUUGUUUCUAAACGUUCAGAGGAAAUUCAAAAGUAAUAUUCCAUUGCAACAUUCUGGCAUGUUUGCAGAAUGAUAAAAAGGAAUGUUCUCUUAAAAACUGGAUUUUGAACAUUAGGAGAAAAAUCAGAAAUAACAUUUUCACAACUUAUAGGGAUAGUUCACCCAAAAAUGAAAAUUCUGUCAUCAUUUACUCACCCUCAAGUUGUUCCAAACCUGUAUGAAUUUCUUUCUUCUGCUGAACACAAAAGAAGUUAUUUUGAAGAAUAUGGGUAACCAAACAGCUGAUGCUAAAAAAAAUACUAUGGAAGUCAAUGGGGCUCAUCAGCUGUUUGGUUACUGACAUUUUUCAAAAUAAUGUCUUCAGCAGAAGAAAGAAAUUCAUGCAGGUUUGUAACAGCUUGAGGGUGAGAUUUUUGACAAUUUUUAUUUUUGGGUGAACUAUCCUUUUAAUGGGAACGUUAAUAAAGUGUUCUUAGAACAUUUUUUUUUUUUUUUUUAGCUGGGAUUACAUUGAAAAACAAUUUUGAUAUUUUGCUAUGCAAUAAAAUUCAUACAUUUGUGAAGUGUUGCUUACAUGUCAAAAGUGUCCAAAUAUUUUGUUUAGGGCCAUUGCAUAUAUAGAUAUAUAUACAGUAUAUAUAUAUUUUGUUUUGUUUUUGAAUAUUUUUUUCAACCUUCUUUUGUCAUUUUACUGUAAUUUUGUUUUUGUGCUUUGGUUUGGUUCUCCAGGUCAUACCGAUUGUUAUUUUGAUUUGGCAGGAGAGUUUUACCUUUACAAAAAUAUAUAAUAACCAUUCCUUUUUUUGUAUUGCCUUUUCAUUAUUUUAAUAAUUAGCUGAAAUGUGAAUCUAUGUAGGAUAUGGAGGGCAUUGGUAUGUUGGUGACCAACGGUUGUCACAUGAGCUACAAGAGUGUUAAAACGAACAGGGUCAUGAAUGUACACAAGACUGAUUUUAAGCAAAAAUGAAUGUCAGUGCUUUUCUCAGAGUAAAUUAUUCAUCUGAUGAACAAACAGAAGUUCAUUACUCUUUGUGCACUGGGUGUUCAGCAUGGGCAGGAGUCCAAGAUCAAACACUUUUGGGCUCCGGUUAUAAUGUGAUCAUCUAUGAAAUAUGUCUUAUUGUAAAUAUCAAGAGAAAAUUAUGUUUGGCUUUGAAAGCUGCUUUACACAUCUUUAUGUAUGAGAAGACUCAUUGAUAUUCCUCAGUGUUUCAGCAGCUAUUUGAGUUUUUUAAUUAAACAACAGCUCACACAACUAAUUCUAACUGAAUAAACACAUAUGCGUUUGAGAAGUUGUUUUCUAUUUUGCUAUAGUUCAUCCACUGACCCUUUUAUUGCCAUUUGCUAACAUUAAUGAUACAUAGAAAUAAUACGUAGCUGCUACUGAAUAGUAAUUGUAGGAAAAGAGACUGAAUGUUUACAGUCUUGUGGUUGCAAUGACAUACAGUCAUUUUGAAAACUGUAAAUCUUUUGAAAACAUGCUAUAGUCACAGGUUGGACUCACAUGUACUCAGCUGGAAACUGUGAUCUUAUAUUUGCCUUUUUUAAAUUCUAAGUUUUUUCAUGUUGCUGUAUAUUUCCUGUCAAAGUCCAUAAAAAGCAAAAUGGGUGAUUAGAACUAUAGAAUAAAGAGCAUACGCAUGUUGUGUGUUAAAUAUAGUUUUGAAUAAAAUGGAGAGUGGUGA